CCCAAGAACUCAAUGAUCCUCCCUUUUGCACGCCUGCUCCCACCAAGGGCCUCCCUCCUUUUGCCUCAGACCACCAAUCCCGUCCCCCGAAAAACAUCCUCUAAGUAAUCGACCCCACCCGUACCCUUCUCUCUCUCUCUUCCGGUCCCAGAACAGUUGCUGCAGAGCAGAGAUGAGAUGAUAGAUCUCCCUCUCUCUCUCUCUCUCUCUCUCUCUCUCUCUCUCUCUCAAGUCCAGGCAGAGAGGGAAAGAAAGAAGGACUUUCUCUCCCCCUCUCUCUCUCUCUUUCCUCCCCGGCCAGUUUCUAUUUUAUCGAUUGCAUCAAGGCAUCGCUCCCAUCAUUUCCUCUCUUUCUUAACGCAGAUCCCCAUCAUCCCAUUCACUCGACCUUCUCCCUUGCACAGAUCCACUGUCCCUUCUUUCUCUCUCUCCCUCAUAAAACUACCAAUUGAAGCCUUUACUUUGCUCUUCGGCCUCAGUUACUCGUCGUCGUAGGUGGGAAGCAUGCACGUUGGGGGAGGUACAGUUCUCCUGCUUCCAGAUACAUGGACACUCUCUUUAGGCUAGUCACCCUCCAGCACCACCACCACCACCACCACCCUCACCACCCCGACCCUUCUCCCCUAAACUCCACCACCACCCGCACCUCCACCUCCUCCCCUUCCUCCUCCUCCCCCUCCCUGGGCCGCACCCUCUCCCCCUCCCACCAAGAAUGCUGCAGAAACCCUCACAUGGACGACGACGACCACCUCUCCUCCUCCUCAUCCAAGCACUUCCAUUCCUCCUAUCCCCCCAGUACAGCCGGCGCCUCAUCGACCGCCUCCUACCAGUCAUUCGACGCCAUCCCCGCCGAUCACGCCAACCCUCCGCUUCCGCCCGAAUUCGCAUCAUCCACCCACCCGCCGCCCAACUGGGCAGCCUCCCUCCUGGUCGACUGCGCCCGCGCCGUCGCCGCCAAGCACUCCGCCCGCGUCCAGCAGCUCCUCUGGAUGCUCAACGAGCUCUCUUCCCCUUACGGCGACACGGACCAGAAGCUCGCCGCCUACUUUCUCCAGGCUCUCUUCGCCCGGGUGAGGGGCACCGGCCAGCGCACGCACCGCACUCUGUGCUCCGCCGCCGAGCGCGGAGUAUCCUUCGACUCCACCCGAAGGACGAUGCUGCGGUUUCAGGAGGCCAGCCCUUGGGCGACGUUCGGGCACGUGGCCGCCAACGGCGCAAUUCUCGAGGCCUUCGACGGCGAGCCCCGGCUUCAUAUCGUCGACAUCAGCACCACACACUGCACCCAGUGGCCGACGCUGCUGGAGGCCCUCGCCACCCGCUCCGACGACACGCCCCACCUCAAGCUCACUAGCGUCGUGCUCACCGGAGGCGCCCCAACCCACCGCGUCGCCAAGGAGAUCGGCCAGCGCAUCGAGAAGUUCGCGCGCCUCAUGGGCGUCCCUUUCAGCUUCUCCGCGGUGCACUGCGAGGAAGAAGCUCUCAGUGCCAGCGUGCUCGACCGCGUCGAGAUCGACCCCGGCGAGGCCGUCGCCGUUAACUGCGUCGGGACGCUCCGGCGAGUUGCUCCGGGACCUGAACGCGACGCGAUCGUCUCGGCGAUCGCCCGUCUCCGCCCGAAGAUCUUGACCGUCGUGGAGGAAGAGGCUGACUUCGGCAGCGGGGAGGCGGACGAGGAUGGGGAGGAGGAGGAGGAGGGCUUCGUUUCGUCUUUCAGGGAGUGCCUCCGGUUCUUCUCCGCCUACCUGGAGUCUCUCGACUGCAGUCUCCCCAAGACGAGCAACGAGCGGCUCGCUCUCGAGCGGGCGGCCGGGCGGGCCAUCGUCGACGUCGUGGCCUGCCCUGCGAGGGAGUCGGCGGAGAGAAGGGAACGCGCGGUGGGAUGGGCGAGGCAGCUGGGCUCCGCCGGAUUCUCGCCUGCUGCUUUCAGCGACGACGUGGGCGACGACGUCCGGGCUCUUCUCAAGCGGUAUAGGGAAGGGUGGUCCAUGGUCCCCGCCGGCGAUUCCGCUGGGAUAUUCCUCGCAUGGAGGGAGCAGCCGGUUGUCUGGGCAUCCGCGUGGAAGCCGUGAUGGUCGGCCCGCCCCCCGCGACGGCGACUAGCAGAGGAGAGGAGGGUACGAGGAGUCUGACCCACAAACUCCGACCCGUUUGCGUUUCCACAUUGAAAAAAAAGGGAGGAAAUUUAACAGGAGAAAAGGAAAAAAGAAAAAAUCAUUGGUUUUAAAAUUUUUUCUUUAUUUCCUUCUUUCUUUUAUUUCUUUUGUUCCUAUUUUCUUUUCUUUUUUUUUUUCAAUUUGAAUUUGAACAAAAGGAUGGUGUAUUAGGUACAGCGAGUGAUCUCAUCAUUGUGUGCAAGAUAUUUUGUGCAUGUCACACACCAUGGUUUUCGGUACUGUGAGUCUUUUGACGAUUAAAACUUUUUCCAUGUAAUUGUUUAUUCUAUCUUCUCCAAGAGGAAUGAUCCGGUGAGCUCUUUCUUGCUCAUCAAGCGCCCCA
Molecule: messenger RNA, 2496 nt
Organism: Nymphaea colorata (pocket water lily)
Lineage: Eukaryota; Viridiplantae; Streptophyta; Magnoliopsida; Nymphaeales; Nymphaeaceae
Product: protein SHORT-ROOT 2-like
Exons: 1
Coding region: 546-2069 (507 amino acids)
Biological process (GO): regulation of DNA-templated transcription; radial pattern formation; leaf development
Cellular component (GO): nucleus
Molecular function (GO): sequence-specific DNA binding; DNA-binding transcription factor activity
Source: RefSeq, a predicted model, not a curated record